UAAAUAGUCAAAAAAAAUUGUCGUCGCAAAUAAACGUCCAGGAAAUGACGCGCCAAAUUUAUGCGUAUAAUUGAAUUGCCUCUGACUGUUCGCAAACAACUCCAUUCAGACAAGCGAAAUAAUCACACAUAUUAAAAAUCGGCCGGUUCGAAACCACCAAGUCAUCAUCUCGAGAUACGUGCAGUCUAAAGAUUAUAAGAUAGAAACUUGUGCGCAUAGUAUCAUUUACGAAUCAAUAAGUGCGAUCACACCAGCUCGCGAGCUCCGAAAACAUUAACGUCAGAUAACAUGAGCAACGCGGACCAUCUACGUAAACGAAAGCUCAAGGAGCAGCACAAUGGCAAAUCGGUGUCGCCGCGGAACAAAAAACGACAGGCACAGCCGGACAUCAAUCUGCACCGGUCGUUGUUGUGUCUUAUUAUGAGCGGAACCAUCCUGACUUUGUUUGUCGUGUUGUAUGUGGACCAGAUACCAUGGUACAUUGGUCAUCGAGCAAUAGACCACAUUGCCAAGAAGUUUGGGUACAACAAACCAGCCUAUGUAGUUGUCAUAGAUGCUGGAAGUACUGGUUCAAGAGUUCUGGCUUUCAGUUUCCAUGAAGCUUAUAUGGGUGGACAUUUGGUACUUGACAAGGAAUUGUUUAGGUACACAAAACCAGGACUAUCUUCAUUUGCUAAUGAACCAGACAAGGGAGUUGCGACAAUCGAAAAUUUGUUGGAACAAGCAAAAGACGAAAUUCCCCAAGAAUACUGGUCACAAACUCCGUUAAUAUUGAGAGCCACGGCCGGCCUUCGUUUAUUGCCCGCCGCAAAGGCCGAAAAUCUUCUUAAUUCGGUUAAGGCAUUGUUUAAACGCAUGCCCUUUUUAACAAACGAGAAUUCUGUGGAGAUUAUGGAUGGAACAGAUGAAGGAAUUAUGUCUUGGUUCACUGUCAACUUUCUUUCAGAAAAAUUCAGUGGAAACCCAGCGAAUACUGUGGCAGCUCUCGAUUUAGGGGGCGGCUCAACACAAGUGACAUUCGCAGCCACCACCCCGGCCAGCCUCAAAGAAAUAGACAAAAUUCACAAUGCCUUAACACCCAAAGGGGAAAUUUCCGUGUACACCCACAGCUACUUGGGCUUGGGUCUGAUGGCUGCUCGUAAGGAAAUCCUAACGGUGGGCCAAGAGGGCAACACGUCGGUGAUCAGCGAAUGCGUCAAUCCCAUAAUCAAAAACCGCAAAUGGACGUACGGAGGAACCGACUACCUCGUCAGCGGUCUCCAGUCCGGGUAUCCCACAUCCAAGGUGCUAGGUGGGCAGUUCUUGACCGCCGAAGAGGUGCCCAUCGUUAAUUUCGAUAAAUGUUCCGGUAUUAUCAGGAAGUACGUCGAGAGUAGAGCGCAGCCUCCCGAAGAGUUGCCAUUGAAGACCAUUUUUGCCUUCAGUUAUUAUUUCGAUCGUGCCACAGAAGUCGGAUUAAUCGAUGAAUCAACUGGUGGUAGAAUACAAGUUGGAGACUUCAAAAAAGCUGCGGAAGAAUCUUGCCAUACAGCAAACGCAGAUCAACCUUUCAUGUGCCUAGAUCUGACUUUCAUUUGGGUCCUAUUGGAAAAAGGAUUUGGAUUGAAGUCUGAAAGCAGUAUUUAUUUAUACAAGAAAAUAAACGGACACGAGAUCAGUUGGGCCUUGGGUGCCGGUUACAACCUGCUGCGUGGCCACACAAUGGGCCACUGAAACCACCAUCACACCCUUGUAAAUAAUCUAUGUGUUCUUUAAUUCCAUAACGAUAUAUGCUUAAUUGUUGUCAGGAGCACCAAAAUUUAAUUAAGGCCUUCUAGUCAUAGUCACAAAUAAUUUGAAAAUUAUGCGUCAUUCGGGGGUUUAAGGUUGAUAUAGUAAAGUUGGUUCAACUUGAAUAGCAUUCCGUUUUGUUUAGUGAACGCACAUCGCUGUUGCAAAUUACGCCAAAAAUCAUUCACUUAGUUUUAGUCUUCUCAAACAUUUUUCUGACAAAUUUAAGUUUCUUUAUAAAUUAUUUAUUUAUGAAUUGUUAAUGGUGUUUGGGAAUACUCAAUAAUAAUAGUUUAAGGCCAGUACAAAUUAUCAUCAAUUAACUGUUAUUUAUUUGCCCUAAAUAUAUUGUUAUUGUUAAAAUAAAUAUAUAUUGAGUGAUAGUAUAUAAAAAACGACUAAUUAAAAUUAUGUGAAUGUGCCUUAUUACAUCGUAAAUUUUGUAUGUAUGUAGGUGUGUGCAAAUAGGCUGUGCAUUUUCAAUUCCAUUAUACAUUUUAGUUUUUGUAUUUUUUAACAUGACGUUAAAAUAAAUAAACUUUCUCAACUUUCA
This is a messenger RNA of Aethina tumida (small hive beetle), 2323 nucleotides long. Its product is annotated as ectonucleoside triphosphate diphosphohydrolase 5. Gene Ontology annotation, molecular function: UDP phosphatase activity; GDP phosphatase activity. Gene Ontology annotation, cellular component: membrane. Bases 289 to 1713 code for a protein of 474 amino acids. The record is from RefSeq and is a predicted model, not a curated record. The transcript is spliced from 10 exons. NCBI's taxonomy places the organism in Eukaryota, Metazoa, Arthropoda, Insecta, Coleoptera, Nitidulidae. Gene Ontology annotation, biological process: nucleoside diphosphate catabolic process.